Messenger RNA from Andrographis paniculata, 853 nucleotides. RefSeq names its product LIM domain-containing protein WLIM1. The coding region runs from base 145 to 714 and encodes 189 amino acids. Gene Ontology annotation, biological process: actin filament bundle assembly. NCBI's taxonomy places the organism in Eukaryota, Viridiplantae, Streptophyta, Magnoliopsida, Lamiales, Acanthaceae. The record is from RefSeq and is a predicted model, not a curated record. Gene Ontology annotation, cellular component: plasma membrane; actin cytoskeleton. The transcript is spliced from 5 exons. Gene Ontology annotation, molecular function: actin filament binding.
GACCAAAUCAUUGCAAAAUGGCCGUUCCCUCCAAUUAAUUACAAGUUUUUACAACUGGUGUGGCCUCCACCCCAAAUCCAAUCCAAUCCUCUCCAUUCUUCAUCUUCUUCUUCCUCCUCCUCUUGCUUCAAUUUGAGCACAGCCAUGGCGUUUGCAGGGACGACACAGAAAUGUAUGGCCUGCGAAAAGACCGUUUAUUUAGUCGACAAACUGACGGCUGACAACAGGAUUUAUCACAAAGCUUGCUUCAGAUGCCAUCACUGCAAGGGUACUCUCAAGUUGGGGAACUACAACUCUUUCGAAGGAGUGCUGUAUUGCAGACCACACUUCGAUCAGCUCUUCAAGCGAACAGGAAGCCUCGACAAGAGCUUCGAAGGAACUCCUAAGAUUGCCAAACCAGAGAAACCUGCCGAUUUCGAGAAGCUGCAGGGAAACAAAGUUUCCGGCAUGUUCGCCGGGACGCGAGAGAAAUGUCUGGCCUGUAAGAACACGGUCUAUCCAACGGAGAAGGUUUCGGUGAACGGGACAGCGUACCACAGGAGUUGCUUCAAGUGCAGCCACGGCGGGUGCACGAUCAGUCCGUCGAACUACAUUGCGCACGAGGGUCGUCUUUAUUGCAAGCAUCACCACAUCCAGCUCAUUCGGGAGAAAGGAAACCUUAGCCAGCUCGAGGGCGGCGAAAAAGAUGAUUCGGUAAGCAAUGGCGCGGCGUAAUUUGCUUAUGCGAUUUUAAUUUUUCGGGUUUUUCGUUGCUCGGAUCUCUGAAUUUCUAUCUUGUUUGCGGGAUCGAUGUUAUUGAGUUUGUGACAUUAAUUGUGUGAGCGUGAAUAUAUAUAUAUUCGAAUUCGAAUCA